AGGGAAAAAGGUGGGAAAAUUUGGAACAGGAGAGCACCUCGGCGCCCAACGCUUACUGAAUUAAUUAGCAAGAUCAAGGCCCGUGAUUGUUUCCUCAUUUUGGCUUACCAAGUUUUGAUCAGAUGGAUUGGUUUCCAAACCUUGGUAUUCCGGGGAUUGCAUGACAAUGGUUGUGACCGGCUGGAGAAGCUUUCCAAAAUGGCUUGAACCCGGAAUCGACUAAUCAUGCUUUCCAACUUUCGGUGAGAGUUCCUUAUCCACUAUAAAAUCAGCCAGAGCCACCACCGGCAUGUGCCGGCUCUACUUCAGUGGCCUGUCUGAUGCCCCCGAUCCCAAGUACGCCAUCGAACUUCGUCGCAGCGGCGUCAACCUCGGCAGCUUUGUCGGCCGAUUCAUCAAAUUCCUGCAAGAAACCCCUUACCUGUAGGCGGCCCAUCAAUCCCCCAAGCGAUCUCCUCGGGAUUGAGGCUCUUGCCAUCCUCGUCGGUGGCUUCGAGACCAGAUCCAAAGCGGGAGCCGGGGCCAGUGUGAGCCGUCGGCGAACCCCAUCGUUCACAGGCCAAUUCGUCGUCAUCUUCCGGUCAGCUCAUCACUGCCGGGGCAUUGUCGGGAGGUGCAUGACGGAUGGCCUUACGUUGUUUACUAGUCUGUAUUUACUUGCUACAUGAUUGGCCACGAUGGGAUGCAGAUGAUGGUUGGCCUAGCAAGUAGCAAUGGCGGGUGCAUUAUUUUAACAAUGUGUGUACAUAGCUAGCUU
Phragmites australis (common reed) is the source of this 757-nucleotide messenger RNA. RefSeq lists its product as uncharacterized. NCBI's taxonomy places the organism in Eukaryota, Viridiplantae, Streptophyta, Magnoliopsida, Poales, Poaceae. The transcript is spliced from 3 exons. The coding region runs from base 321 to 668 and encodes 115 amino acids. The record is from RefSeq and is a predicted model, not a curated record.